AUGUCCAUGGAUCCAACCUCAGAUACCAAGCAAGUCCCUCUUGAUGUUAUUUCAUGCCGUGGCUCUGAUAAUGGUACAGUUAUUGACUAUAGUAAGACUAGUCCUUGUAGGACCUCUGCUCAGUUGAAGGUACGACAGUUGGAUGAAAGGCAAGAGUUGGAACUUCGUGAAUUCAAGGCUAAACAAAGACAGGAAAGGUUGCGUCUGCAUAAAGAACUCAACUUAGAUGUGAAUGGGGGUUUAGGUGAUACCUUUUCCUUGGAUGAUGAUAUAAAGUGUCACAAAUCAGUUUGUCUUGGCAUUGACCCUCAUAGCAGUUCUGAUCGUGAAACGACUAGCCAGGCGAGCAGCGCAGAAAACAAAGGGGUUGCCGCUACGUUGCCUUGUGUCAGUGUUGGCCAUGAGUUGCCGAAAGUAGAAUUAAGCAGCUUUGACGGACAUCCAGCCAAAUAUUGGAAGUUUAUGAGGCAGUUUGAGCUCUACGUUGUCUCUAAGGUUGAUGAUGAUGGACAGAGGCUGUUAUACUUGUUACAUUACUGUAAAGGUAAGGCCAGGGAGGCUAUAGAGGAAUGCAUUAUGUUACCACCAUCUGCUGGUUAUCGUAGGGCUCGGGAUAUACUCAACGUUUGUUUGGAAGGACUCAUGAAGUCAGCCGGGCCUUACUACAGGAUCUGA
This is a messenger RNA of Heterobilharzia americana, 675 nucleotides long. Lineage: Eukaryota; Metazoa; Platyhelminthes; Trematoda; Strigeidida; Schistosomatidae. The record is from the annotation of a GenBank genome assembly.